CAAAAACAAAAAAAGCAACUAGGGCAAUAUUAUAAUGAAAAAAAACGCUCGUUAUAAAGUGGCGCAAACAAAUACAACGGUCCUUUCCCACAAGGAAGAUCCGAUCCCAAUGGGAGCGGCUAAAUUGGCCGAUGUGGUUACCAGAUUCAACCGUGAAGAUCACAAACGAACCAAGCACGACUCUCAGUUCUCCAAAUGGAAGGUUCUAAUUGGUCCUCAUGAUUGGGAAGACCAUUCAGUGGGGAAAGAAGGAGUGGCUAGAUACAGGGUUGAAAAUCUCCCCAAAACUGCAAGCUCAGGUCUUUAUGAGCUUGCUAUAAAUAAACCUUCGAGCAGGGACCAUAAUGGCAAGCUUGACUCAGACAAGGUUUUGGUGGUUUAUCUUGGGGAGGCUGAUAAUGUCAGGUCAAGGCUACAACAAUAUGGCCGUACAGGUGCUCACUUGGGCAGAAAUGACUCUGGGAAUAAUAAAGUAUGUGGGUGCUUUGAGGACAUUUUUGCUAGAGGCUACUCGAUUGUUUACAGAUGGGCUCCUAUGAAAAACAAGGCAGAUGCUCGAAGAACCGAAGCUCAGCUUCUCGGUACUUUUGAUUAUGCAUGGAAUAAAGGCUCGAACGGUAUACGUCGUCACGAUGAUAUCCUUCAAAAACUAGAUAAGCAUGCAUCAAAUCUUAUGAAAUUAGCCAAUUUCUCCAAAAAGCAUCUACCCUUCCUUCAAAAGCAAGUGGGCAUCAAAAUCAAAGCAGGCAAGCUAGUUUUGGACAACAAUGAGUUCGGCAAAUACAAAAAUGGAGAGAACCGCAACUUUUUGCUUCAAGUUUUCAACUUCAGCAGAUCCCGGCCUCGGUUGGUUUCGAAUCAUGGUGGCUCCGACGAGAACGAAACCUUCUCUUGUGGGGUGGUUUUAGACGAUGGUUCGAUUUGUAAAAGGCCACCAGUUGAAGGAAGAAAACGAUGCGCUGAACACAAGGGAAAGAAAACUAGAGGGUCUUCCACGAGGUCGAGUACGAAAUCACAACCGCAUAAAGAGGACUAUCCCGAAAUCGAGCAUUGUAGUCCUAUUUGUGGGGUUGCCAUGGAUGAUGGUUCUCUUUGUAGAAGGCAACCCGUUUCCGGGAGAAAAAGAUGUGAUUUGCAUAAAGGGAGGAGAAUUUAUAGCUCCGAUUCCGAGAUAACAAGAUAUCAAACAAUGCCAUAUGCGGUUUUCAAUUCAUAUUCUGAUGAAAAAGCUUCAGUUUUUGAUGAAAAUCAUACAGGGAUGAAGAUUACCACUCUUGUUUCUGGAUUAGACGAAACGAGUCCAUCCCAUGUUUUCGACUCGAAUUCAAGUCUCAAUAGCAACAAUUGUAGUACACCCAUUUGUGGAGUACCUACCUGCAAUGGUACUCCCUGCAAGAGAACAGUUAAUGGAAAUGGAAGGUGUUGGCAGCACUUAAAAUAUAGUGGCAGCCGCAGCAGCAGCAAUGAUUUUACUCCGCGAAACUCGAACAAUGACAGUACGGGUACAUCCAUUUGUGGAGCACCAACUCGCAAUGGUUCGUCCUGCCGGAGAACAGUCAAGGGAAAUGGAAGGUGUUGGCAGCACUGAUAGGUCGAGGCAGGUUGGCCUGAGCAUUGAUCGAUCGAGAGUCACCAUUUUUUAUGUUUCGGUGAGUGCCGGAGCCAAAGGAUUAACUUAACAAUAACAUGAUUAUGUAUUCACUUGGAGAGGCUGCUGUUGGAUUAUGUUGUAGCUUUUGUAUUAUUGUCUUGUGAGUGCCACUGCCUCCCCCUGCGCCCCUCUCCCCCGCACAAAAAUAUAUUUUUUUGUUAUUAAUUAUUAUUCAUAAAUUGUUUAUGUUUAGUGUUUAUGGUUUUAUGUUAAUAUUUUGUGUGGAUGUUUUUUUAAUAA
Messenger RNA from Gossypium arboreum, 1891 nucleotides. Its product is annotated as protein EFFECTOR OF TRANSCRIPTION 2. The coding region runs from base 35 to 1588 and encodes 517 amino acids. The transcript is spliced from 3 exons. Lineage: Eukaryota; Viridiplantae; Streptophyta; Magnoliopsida; Malvales; Malvaceae. Gene Ontology annotation, molecular function: DNA binding. Gene Ontology annotation, biological process: regulation of DNA-templated transcription. The record is from RefSeq and is a predicted model, not a curated record.